Molecule: messenger RNA, 2073 nt
Organism: Candida albicans SC5314
Lineage: Eukaryota; Fungi; Ascomycota; Pichiomycetes; Serinales; Debaryomycetaceae
Exons: 1
Coding region: 1-2073 (690 amino acids)
Source: RefSeq, a predicted model, not a curated record
AUGAAAGUUUACAAUUUAUUUCUUAUUGCUAAUUUGGCAAAUGGUUUAACCAUUAAUCCUGCUUCUGCUCAACCAAGCAGUGAUGUUUCAUCUCAAGCUGAUGGUACUGCUGCUGCUGGUGGUGAUGGUAUGAAGACUAAACAUUCCUUCUCAAAGGGAAUCUCCAUUAGAAAAGAUCUUGCUCAAGAUUCCCAAAAGGAAAGUCCAUCAUUGGAAGAUCUUUCUCAAUUUUCUUUUGAUGCAGCAUCAUUGAAGAAUGCUAUGGGUGGUGGUGAAGAUGGUGGUCCUAAAGUUGAAUUGGCUGCUCGUGGAUUUGGUGAAAUUUUUUGGCAAUUGUUAACUUUGGGUAAAGAAUUGACGAUGGAAAAAGUUGCCAUUUUGAAAGAUAUUUUGAGUUUAUUGGAUAAACUUAAGCAAUUCAAAAAGGAUGGUUAUAAAGCUUUGGUUCCUGAAUGGGAUGGUAUUUAUCAACCAGUUACUCCUGCUCCUGGUCCUGCUCCUAAAGGUGAUGUUGUUAAUGUUGAAAAUUGGAGUUUUAAUCCUGAUCAACAACAACAAGUUGAGUCUCUUUCUAAGAAUGAUGAUGAUGACAAUCAAGACUUGAAUAAACGUGAAGCUAAUGAAGAGGCUGAAGAUGAUGAAGAGGUUACUGCUGCUAUUGAUUUAGGGAAAUGGAAAUCUAAAUUAGGAGGUAUGAAAGGUGGUAUGAACAAAGGCGGUGGUAAAGGUGGAAUGGGAAACGGUGGAAUGGGUAAAGGUGGAAAAGGAGGAAUGAAUAAAGGGGGUAAAGGAAAACCACAAUUUGAAGAAGAAUGCCUGGAAGAGGAAUACUCUACUGAAGAAGAAGAAUGUGACGAGUUUAACAAUGGUAAAGGAAAUGCUGGCAACGGUGGUAAAGGCGGAAAAGGUGGUAAAGGUGGUAAAGGUGGUAAAGGUGGUAAAGGCAGUUGGAAAGUCAAGCGUGGUGAAAAUCAUUCAGAUGGAAAUAAACAUGAUGGACAACAUAAAGGUAAUAAAGAAGAUAAUCACCGUGAUUCAGAUUGUGAAUGUGGUUACUCUUCAUCCGACGAUGAACAUGAAAAACCAAAGGUAAUUGAUAAAAAGAAACAAGACCAUGAGAGAAAGAAGCAAGAGGAUCAUGAUAAGAAGAAGCAAGAAGAUCAUGAACAUGAAAAGCAAAAGGAACAUGAAAGAAAGAAACAAGAAGAUCAUGAACGUGAAAAGGAAGAUCAUGAACAUGAAAAAGAGAAGGAACAUGAAAAAGAGAAGGAACAUGAAAAAGAGAAGGAACAUGAAAAAGAGAAGGAACAUGAAAAGGAAAAGGAAAAAGACCAUGGAAAGGAAAAAGAAAAGGAAAAAGAACAUGAAAAGGAGAAAGAACACGGAAAGGGAAAGGACCAUGGAAAGGAAAAGGACCAUGAGAAAGAAAAGGAUCAUGAGAAAGAAAAGGAUCAUGAGAAAGAAAAGGAUCAUGAGAAAGAAAAGGAUCAUGAAAAGGAAAAGGAAAAGGAUCAUGAAAAAGAGAAACCUAAAGACCAUGGUAAAAAGAAAGAACAUGAUCGUUUCAAAUAUGAAGAUUGUGAUGAAUUUUUUGAAGACCAUAAGAAAGGUAAACAUGGUAAUGAUAAGCGUGAAUCCAAAGACAACGAUGAUGAUGAAGUCACUGCAUCAAUUAAAAUUGGUAAAUUGAAAGGGUUUCUUGAAAAAGGUGAUAAAAAUAAUAAAAAUAAUCAAGAAAAUAAAAAAGUUGAAGAAAUUGAUUGCGAAGAUCAAAAAGAAAAUAAAGGGGGGUUAAAACCUGAAUUCGGUAAAGGUGAACCUAAACCAGGACCCAAAAGUGGACCCAAAAGUGGACCCAAAAGUGGACCAAAAGGUGGUAAAGGUGGAAAAGAUGGGAUUGAAAAACCAUAUGAAUCUGGAUCUGAGUCGGAAUCUGAAUCUGAAUGUGAAUGUUUUGAAGAAGAAGAGAAAUUUAAAAAAGGUAAAGAUGGUGGUAUCAAAGGUGGAUAUGCAAGAGGAGAUGGUAAAGAUGGAAAUGCGAGCAAUCGCAAAAGCAAAGGUGGGAAGUUUUAA